Messenger RNA from Fragaria vesca subsp. vesca, 2418 nucleotides. RefSeq lists its product as uncharacterized. The transcript has 7 exons. NCBI's taxonomy places the organism in Eukaryota, Viridiplantae, Streptophyta, Magnoliopsida, Rosales, Rosaceae. The record is from RefSeq and is a predicted model, not a curated record. The coding region runs from base 1 to 2418 and encodes 805 amino acids.
AUGGCUCUGACCAAAUGGCAAGCUGGUGUUCUGGCGAAUAGGCCUUUGGUGAACAGAGGAUCUGAGAGCAAAGAUCUCCAAGGAUUGCAUACCCUCCUGCAUUUGAUCAGCGUCUUGAUUGGGAUUCUGCAGUGGAUAUCGAAUAUUGUGUUGUCUGGCAACUCUAAUAUUGCUGUGCAGGACAAGGCAUCCAAAACAGUGCUUUACCAAGGAAAGAGUAGUGAGGAAGGAUUGUUCCUAUUCAAGUCUCCACCAGUAUCUUCCAUUUCUCAACCUUAUCCAUCUGCUUUUGUCAGUUCAGCUUCUUCCCUUCCAAAGGCAAGAUGCACAGACUCCUAUUUUUUGAUUCUGAAACAAAAACUUCUGUACCCUUUACGAAGAAUGCCUAGCAAAUCUUUGAACAUGUCCUCUCCAUAUGAGCUUUUAUUUCAUGAACCUCCAGAUAUUACUCAACUGAAAAUCUUUGGCUCCUCAUGUUAUCCAUAUCUCAGACCAUAUGCUUAUGAUAAAUUGGACCCUAGAACAACACAGUAUGUCUUCUUGGGUUAUGCCUUAGGUUAUAAGGGAGUCUUUUGUUACAGUAUUUCUCAAAAUAAACUUUGGAUGUCACGACAUGUGAUUCAUGAUGAAAGUGUUUUUCCGUUUCAUAAUUCCAAGUUUUCAGUGUCUUCUCCGAUUGAUUCUGCUAUUUUCUUUCCAUCUUGUACUCCUCUCACUACUCUUUAUUCUUCUCGGAUGCCUGUCCAAUCAUCUUCAGUUCAUAAUACAUGUGCUACUAUACAUGGUAUAUCCUCAGCAGUAAACAUUUCUUCUCUUGGAGCUACUACCAAUUCAGUUGAGAAUCCAUUUGUUCAUACACAUAAUGAUGAGAAUGCUCAUAAUGUUGGCAAUGCAGCUAGUGUUGAUAUUACUCAAAGUGAUUUUAAUAUUAAGCAUGCAAGUACUGGUGUUGAUAUGUCAGUUGAGAAUCCAUUUGAUUUUAAUAUUGAGCAUGCAAGUACUGGUGUUGAUAUGUCAGUUGCAAAUCCAUCAGUUGGAAAUUCAGAUAUGAUAGUUGAGAAUGCAGUUGCAGGUACUGACAAUGGUUCAAAUGGUGCACAUUGCACUAAUGGUGGUAAUAUGUUAGUUGAGAAUGCAGUUGCAGGUACUGAGAAUGGUUUAAAUGGUGCUCAUUGCACUAAUGGUGGUAAUAUGUUAGUUGAGAAUGCAUGUACAGGUCUUGUACAAAAUAAUCUUUCUGCCCUGAGUGAGAGUGAACUGAAUGCUUUGCAAUUUGGAACAAGGUUAGUUGCUCAAGGUUUCAGUCAGUCUAAAGGUCUUGAUUAUGAUGAAACAUUCAGUCCUGUGGUUAGGCAUAGUACUGUUAGAGUGAUAUUAGCUCUUGCUGCUAUGAAUAAUUGGGAGUUAAGACAGCUAGAUGUCAAGAAUGCAUUUCUGCAUGGGGAUUUAAAGGAGGAAGUUUACAUGUUUCAACCUCAAGGUUUUGUUGAUUCUGAGCAUCCCAAUUAUGUGUGUUUACUUCGAAAAUCUCUCUAUGGAUUGAAACAAGCUCCAAGAGCUUGGAAUGAGAAGUUCACCAACUUUCUUCCAAGGUCAGAUACUACAUGCAUUCAUGAAGUCAUUUCUGAAUUAAGCAUGGUCUUUGACAUGAAAGAUCUUGGUUCUCUGUCAUAUUUUCUUGGCUUGGAAGUUACUAAAGUUCGGAAAGGAAUUUUACUUAGUCAGACUAAGUAUGCAAAGGAUUUGCUUGCUAAAGCUGGAAUGGAGUCUAUUAACACUUGCAGUUCUCCUUGUCUUCCACAUGCUCAGAUGACAGCAGAUCAAGACGUUCAUUAUGCUGCUGUAAAAAGGAUUUUGAGGUAUCUAAAAGGUACAAUUCAAAAGGGCAUAUUUUAUAGUUCUACUGGUGUUUUAUCUAAUGCUGUGACUGUCAAAGCAUUUUGUGAUGCUGAUUGGGCUGGGGAAGUGAUACAGAAACGUUCUACUACUGGCUUUAUAGUUUAUCUUGGUUUGUGUCCAGUGUCUUGGCAAUCUAAGAAACAAGGUACUGUCUCUAGGAGCUCUACAGAAUCUGAGUACAGGAGUCUUGCAAAUACUGCAGCUGAGAUUAGUUGGAUCAGACAUCUUCUUUGUGAUUUGAAGAUUCAAAUUCCCUGUGCCCCUUUGCUUAAAUGUGACAACUUGUCUGCUUUGGCAUUAGCUUCUAAUCCAGUCUUUCACUCCAAGAUCAAGCAUUUAGGCAAUGACUUUCAUUUUGUUCGUGAAAGGGUUCAGCGCAAUGAUCUUCGUCUUGAGUAUGUUUCCACCACAGAACAGACUGCUGACAUUUUGCUAAAGGGUUUGGCAUCUCCUAUUUUCAAAACUCACUGUAUCAAUCUCAGGCUAGUAUCCCUAGCUGAGCUUGAGGGAGGGUGUUGA